Messenger RNA from Crotalus tigris (Tiger rattlesnake), 3488 nucleotides. RefSeq names its product cytochrome P450 2C8-like. Bases 37 to 1506 code for a protein of 489 amino acids. The transcript has 9 exons. Gene Ontology annotation, biological process: arachidonate metabolic process; xenobiotic metabolic process. NCBI's taxonomy places the organism in Eukaryota, Metazoa, Chordata, Lepidosauria, Squamata, Viperidae. Gene Ontology annotation, cellular component: intracellular membrane-bounded organelle; cytoplasm. Gene Ontology annotation, molecular function: iron ion binding; heme binding; oxidoreductase activity, acting on paired donors, with incorporation or reduction of molecular oxygen, reduced flavin or flavoprotein as one donor, and incorporation of one atom of oxygen. The record is from RefSeq and is a predicted model, not a curated record.
AAGUCCCAGCACACUCCUUUGAGAAGCUGCACAGAAAUGCUGGCGCUAAGCUUCAUUGCCUUCUUGCUCUGCCUCCUGGUUGUCCAAAUGGUGAGGCUGCAGUUUCGAAGAAGGCACUAUCCACCAGGGCCAAUGCCUCUGCCUUUCAUCGGAUGCUUAUGGAACCCCAAAUUUCUUCAACUAAACCGGGAACACUUGACUGAGAUGUCGAAGAUCUACGGGAAUAUUUUCACGUUGUGGUUUGGGCCGUAUCCUGUGAUUAUAUUACAAGGUUUCCGAGCGGUGAAGGAUGGUCUCACCACCCACCCUGAAGACAUGGCUGGCCGGCCUUUGCUCCCCUUAUUUAAAGCAGUGGCAAAUAAUAAAGGGAUUGUGCUUGCCACGGGUCGGACCUGGAAGCACCAACGGCGAUUUUCAAUGGCGACUCUGAAGGUCCUCGGCAUGGGGAAGAGCUCUCUGCAGUAUCAGAUCCAAGAGGAAGCAGAGAAUUUGGUGGAGGAGUUCAGGAAAAGUGAAGGAAAACCCAUGAAUCCUUAUUUGGCCCUGAACCUCGCGGUUUGCAACGUGAUUUGUGUACUUGUGUUUGGAUAUCGUUUCUCCAUAGAAAACAAGACUUUUCAUCGGCUGCUGGAAGCCAUGGAGGAAAUUUUCAGAGUUGCUAGCAGUUUCACUUUUAAUAUGUACAAUAUGCUUCCCUGGAUUGUGAAGUGUGUUCCAGGACCUCACAAGAGGGCAUUAUCUUUGCGUGACUUUGCUUGGUCAUUCAUAAGAGAGGAGAUCAAGAAACAUCAAGAAGCAGACCAUGGAGAAAAAGGCCAAGACUUCAUUCAUUUUUACCUGGCUCAAAUAGAGAAAACGAAGAACCACCCCGAACCUCGCUAUGAUGAAAAGAACAUGGUUCAGAGCAUCUUUGAUCUCUUUUUGGGGGGAACAGAGACAUCGGGAACCACUCUCUACUGGGGAUUGUUGUAUAUGGUGCUUUAUCCUGACAUUCAAGCCAAAGUUCAAAAGGAAAUCGAUAGCGUUUUACCACCAGGCCAGUCGAUCUGUUAUGAGGAUCGCAAGAAUCUUCCGUACACAAAUGCGGUGGUGCACGAAAUCCAGCGCUUUAGCAACAUCGUCUCGAUCGGAAUGCCCAGAUACUGCAUAAGAGAUACGAUGAUCCAGAAGUUUCUCUUUAGAAAGGGCACCGUCUUUAUCCCGAACAUGGCUUCUGCCUUGUAUGAUGCCAACGAGUGGGAGACACCCCUCGCCUUCAACCCGAACCAUUUCCUCGACAAGGAAGGCAAUUUCACCUGUCGAGAAGCUUUCAUCCCAUUUUCUCUAGGUUAUCGAGCAUGUUUGGGAGAAAAUUUGGCAAAAACAGAGUUGUUCCUUUUCUUUACCAACCUUGUGCAAACGUUCAAUUUCCACUUGGCUGACGGAUCAAAAGAUAUAAAGCUUGACCCGAUCUGGGGAGGCACUCUGCAUCCUCAUUCCUUUGAGAUCUGUGCAAUUCCUCGCUAGGCCACUAUGCCAGGUCUGACUAGCAGCUGUGGAUACUGGGACUGGGAAUCCAAGUAGCUGGCUUUGUCUCCUCCAACUUUUGUCUGAAAAAAAAAGCACGUUUCCAGCCCUCCUUGUUGCGAAAGGAAAAUGUAUACAACCUAGUCUCGAUCUGCAACAUGGGCUUUUGAAUACUGACAGGCCAGCAACAUCAGCCCUGGGCUGUUCUCUAUGUUCUUGUCAUUUAUCUAGUUCUACUUGAUUCCUUUUACUUGAGCCCCUAAUCUGACCGCUUUUAGAAUCGAAUUUUAAUUAUUUGCAAAAAGCAAGAGAAGGAAGAAAAAACAACAACGCUUGAGGGUUCACCACUCUUUGAAUAAUCCUUUUUUAAAAUAUAGCAUGUUUUCAUAACAUGUUGACAUUAGUUCAGCUUCCUUGACUGUGGAAAAGAAAGAGGAAAGUUAGAGGGCAACUCGGAAAUAAACCUCCAUUUGGUUAUCAACGACAUUCGCAGAUACAGAACUUUUAUUAUACACAUUAGAAAACUAGAAGAUUACACUACUUUUCAACAUAAUCGCCAUUCAAAUUGAGGCACCUGUCAUAACGUCUUACAAGAUUUGAAAUUCCUUAGUAGUAGUCGCUCAGCGCCAAAUCUGGGCUAUGGGCGGGAGGGAUGAUCAGAAACGUCCCAACGGAACCGCUUCAAAAGUUCUUGGGUGCACCUAGCGAUGUGCGGGCGAGCAUUGUAUCGUGACCCAACACCACACCGGAAGCGGUGCCAUAGAAAAUCCCGUCAAAUGUGAAGAUGCCAAAGGAGUACUGCUAGCGAAGUUCACGGAGCAUCGUUCGACCAUCAAUUCAGAAGUCUACUGUCAGACCCUUCCAAUGUAGUUCCCUUCCUAUUAUUGCUUUGCCUGUGGAUUCCUUUUCGGGGUCUGGCAUUCUGGUGGGAGGGGGGCUCCUUGCUUGGGGAAUGUAUUUGCCUGGCUCUUUGAAAUGCUCUCCAUUCGUGAAAAAGGAAUGGGGCCUAAAAACAUCUGCCUUAUCUCCAGACUACCAUUGCGAAACGAAAACGAGAGAGACCUUGAGAUGGGCGCUAAACCACUAGGUUCCGAAAACAACCCAGUGCCUAUGGAUUGGCUGGAUUUGAAAUGGAUGGUUGGACACUGGGUGGGUAGGUGCGUGGUGGAGACCUGAAUGUAAUCAUUUGCACAGGAAAUCAUCAGACCUUGCUUUGCUCUACUAACUUUCAAUAAAAGUUCCUUUUGAAACAAUGCCUGUUUCAAGAGUUCUGCUUUCUUGGGAGAUCUAGCUGAGGCAGAUCCUUACAUCUACUGUGAAAUGUUACGAAAACUCAUAUGAACCAUCCAUAAAAAGCGUUGGGGUAUGCGGACUUCCAGUGUGUUAUUGGUUUGAAAUAAUGCUUGCCCGCACACUGCUAGACACACCCAAUAUAAUGUGUAUAAUAAAAGUUCUGUAUCUACGAGUGUCUGUCACUGAUAACCAAACAGAGAUUUAUUUCCAAAUUGGCCUCGUAAAAAUAAUAUAAACAGUAAAUUUGCAGUAAUCUCCUAGAUGAAUCUUCCCCAAAAUGCUAAUUAUUGCUCUCUUCUAGGAGAUGUCUUUUCCCCCCCUGCAAUUGCAAUUUUGCUUUCUUUUCAUGAUGCUUUGGACUUACCAAUCCUCAUUGGAACUGCAUCUACACAGAGGGAAGUAAGCAGAGGGUUCCCCAAAGUUCUGUUUCAGGCCCAGUAAUUUUCAACAUAAAUGAUUUAGAUGAGAGAACAGAACGGGAAUUCAUCAGAUCUGCAAACAACACUAAAUUGGCAGGAAUAGUCACCACUCCAGAAGAUAAGCUCAAAAUCCAGAUCAAUCUCAACAGACUUCAACACUGGGCCCAAUCUAACCAAAUGAAAUUCAAUGUAGAUAAAAGUAAGGUUUUACACUUACGUUUGAAAAAUCAAAUGUAUAUGUAUAGAUUAGGUAAAACCUGGCUCAAUAGC